Messenger RNA from Orbicella faveolata, 1741 nucleotides. RefSeq names its product monocarboxylate transporter 10-like. The record is from RefSeq and is a predicted model, not a curated record. Gene Ontology annotation, molecular function: transmembrane transporter activity. Gene Ontology annotation, biological process: transmembrane transport. Lineage: Eukaryota; Metazoa; Cnidaria; Anthozoa; Scleractinia; Merulinidae.
AGAACUUGGGCCGCCUGUGAAGAAUCGUGAGGAAUCGUGAUCGUCAAAUGGUUUCAUCAGCAGAAAUGUAAAUAAUAAUAAUAAUUUCUUCAUCGAGUUACUGCCUUGAUAAAGUACAAAGUGAAAUUACUAACAUGGCUCUUCGCUGCGAUAAAAUGUCUUCGUACAAGCAAGAUAGCAUUUGGUCGUGGUUUAUUUGUUUCUGUACGACAAUUCGCAUGAUCGUAACAAUUGGAUUCACCUUCGCUCUCGGUGUACUUUUUGCUGUUCUCAUGGAAUCUUUCAAGGAAACCCGCGAGAAGACAGCAUGGGUUUCGUCCAUCAUAAUGGGUGUUGGGUGUCUCGUUGCUCCUGUCAUGGGUGGACUCCUCAACAGAUUUGGUGUUCGAAUUACCACUGUAUUAGCAUGUUUGUCGUGUUCAGCUGGCCUUGCAAUGGGUUCUUUCGCCCCACAAGUGAUCGUUCUCUACAUUUCCUUUAGUUUGCCUUUUGCCCUGGGCCUAUCAUUUAUUUACACUUCUUCGCCGAUUACUGUGACUUAUUAUUUCACUAAACGAAGAUCCUUUGCUCUUGGGAUCGUAACAGCGGGUCAAGGUUUGGGAACAAUGAUUAUUGGCCCAACACUACAAGCACUAGUGGACGUUUUUGAUUGGAGAGACACCUUCCGUGUGUUUGCUGGAAUUUUGGCCGUCGUAUCUCUAACUGGAUGUUUUCUUCAUCAUAGAAAACCUUCUCCAGAUGAACAUCCAAGGGGUCCUUCCAAUAAGUUCAGAUUAAACCUCUCGUUAUUAAAGAAUCCCGCAAUUCUUUUACUGGUGAUACGAAAUUCACUUUGUACAUUUGCUCGCCUUGUUCCCUACGUGCAUCUAGUAAAGCAUUGUGAUGAUCUCGGCAUUCAUGCUGACAAAAGCUCAACUCUUUUCCUGUUUCUUGGUAUAUUUGCUACGCUAGGCCGUCUUGGAGGCGGGUUUCUGUGCAAUAUGAGGUUCAUCAAGGUUGGUCUUCUCCAACAAUCCGCAGCAUUUAUUGUCGGAUCUUCCACCAUGCUGCUGAUCCUGGCAAAGACCUAUGCUCUAAUGGUGUUGUAUGUCAUCACCUUCGGCUUUGCUGAUGGGAUAAUGGUAACAUCUUUAAUUAUCGAAUGCAUACAGUCUGUUGAGGAAUCAAAAAGGGCCUCAGCAUUUGGAUUUUUCAUGUUGGUUGGUGGAGUUAUUGGCAUUACCAGUCCGCCUUUAGCAGGGUUUAUGGCUGACAAAUUCGGUAACUACAUUGCUGCAUUUCUCAUGGCUGGUGGAGUUGGAAUUAUUGGCUCCCUCGUUCCAUUUCUUCUUUUCUUGGUUAAAAAUGAGUCAGAACAGAACAUUAAUCAAGAUAUUGACGAGACCGUGGACCAGAAACAAAGCGGGGAUAUCGACGAACAUGAGCUGAAAACCGAAAAUUGUUCUCAAGACUCAACACUAAUAAUUUGCAAGAAUUAUAAAAGGCCACAAUCUUUCAUUGUGGCAAUGGAAAGUCCAAUUUAUUAGUUUUCAAUGAUUUCCACAUGAAAAGGUCGGGGAUGCUUGUCGGACUAUUUGAAUUGAACCCCUAAAGGAGAUCAAUCUGGGUGUGGCUCGAGCUUCAUUUGACCCCGAAAAGAUACCACUUAAAACGGAAUAGGCUUGAUUAUCAGCCACUGUUAAGGAAAUUAAAGGAGCCCAGGCUGAUAGACCGGACUCGAGAGACUAAAAACAAGAAUAAG